GGCGCGCAUAAAAGCGAACAACGUGCGCUUAGCGCGUCAUUUUGUCGCUCGUUGGUGGUGUUCGCGCGUCGGUCAGUGGUCUGCCGUGCCGCAACAAGUGCGCCAACGUGACGAUUGCUCGCGCUUAGCGCCCAACCCCUUCGGCACAAACCUCCCGGCUCGCAACGGAUUCGGAAGGGUUGCAGUUCACUCUAACUGGCGAAACAAAUCCUACAAUGCUUAGUAUGUGGUCCGUGACUGGGAUGGCGAAGAACCACCAUUGCGUCAGUGUAGUCUACAGGGAUACGACCCAGGCGGACUACGACGUCUCGGGCGAAACAUUCAACCACUCGUCAACAAGGCAUGCCAGCGCAAGCAGCAAUCAUCUUGACACAGGUGAUUCCUCAUUUUUCUUCGAUGACCUAACAAAGCCACAUGUAGGCAGCAGCAACCUCAAGGAGUCUGCUGUGCCGCCCUUUGUUCCAAUGGAUGACGUGUUUCUUUUCGAUCUUCCUCACUUGGAAUCCUUGCCGACAGACUUGCCUUCGCCAACCCGGAUGUACAACGGUCUGCCGCAGGAGAAAGUGCUCACACCACUCGACAAGCCCACCGCUGAGGCAGCCCUGCCAGCCCAAGCGUAUUCCCCAGCCACAAUGGAUAUGUGGGAACAGAACGAGACCUUCCAGGACCUGUCUGAACUGAUACAGGAGGGAAAGUCAACAGCUGUUCUGCCGCCUGUGUCAAGCCAGUCGUGCUACACCCUGCCAUCGCACUCGAGUCACCGGGUUCCAAGCAGCAGCAGUGAUGCCCUAUCUGCACCUUCUUCCAGCAGCUGCAACAGCAGUCCCAGCCCAGCGAGCCAGACAACCUGGCAGCUGCAGCCGCCGCCCCCAGUGCCACCGCCUGCGUCCACUGCUACCACCACUACUGUGUCUGUGAAGCGGUCCAUCAGCCCUCUCGAUGAGCCGGGCCCUUCUCAUGCAAGCGGACGCUGCUCCCCCAAGCUGCAAAAGCUUGAGGAGCCACCUGAGCCCCGGUAUUCAGAAAUGCGGGUCAAGAACAACAUGGCCUCUCGGCGCUCGCGGAUGACUCGCAAGGAGAAGGAGCUUGAGAUGGAGAAGCGGGCAUCAGAGCUCGAGCAGGAGAACGAAAUCCUGAGGAUCAAGGUCAAGAAUCUGGAGGAGCUGACAGACAGGCUCAAGAAACACCUUAUCAACUCCAUAGUCAAGAAAUGAGUGCUGGACACUCUCUUGUUCAUCUUUCUCGAUUUCGCACUUGUCCACGUGGCCUGCGCGAGUUCGUUGUGUUCUUUGCGUCCUUUCAUCAGCAGCAGAUUUUUUUUUCUGCCGCAUUCUUAGACUCAUGCCAUCCCGUCUGUCAUUUUCGUCACUAAUUUCUCUUAAAAGAUAUCUGAGAAUUGGGUGAAGUAUUGGUGAUAGACUAUACUUCAACUAAGGCCAAUGGGGCGUGCUAGAAGAGUAAGGCAUCAGUGUUAAUCAAUUUUUGUAUCGGAAUCAUGUCUUGACAUGCAAAUAUGAAAUUUAGGACUGACUGCAAAAAUAUAUCCUGUAGUGCCAAAAAUUUUACUCUCUUCACAUGUCUUGUAUGUUACUAAACUGCUAUGUGUUGGCUCAAAACAUUUGAAUGCAAUGAACCACCUGUUAUUAUUGUUCAGGACAAGAACUGCCUAUUGUGCCUACUGCUUUCCACAUCCUUACUUAAUACCCGCCCUCAGUAUUUAAAGACUUGAAGUGCAGCUCUCUGCAUUCUUUGUCUAUUACAUGUGAACACGGUUUGUACAUAUAUCAUUGCCAAAGUUUGAGUCUGUGUGUGUGUGUGUGUGUCUGUGUGUAGUACGGACUGCUGGGCAGCUGUACGAGACUUCAAGUGCCUUGAUUUCACCACUGGAGUGCAAUUUUACAGAUGUGUUCUGAGGCACAUUCUAUUUGUACAUAACUGUACAAUAAAAAAAUAAGCUAUAGAAA
Messenger RNA from Dermacentor andersoni, 1964 nucleotides. RefSeq lists its product as uncharacterized. Lineage: Eukaryota; Metazoa; Arthropoda; Arachnida; Ixodida; Ixodidae. Gene Ontology annotation, molecular function: RNA polymerase II cis-regulatory region sequence-specific DNA binding; DNA-binding transcription factor activity, RNA polymerase II-specific. Gene Ontology annotation, biological process: regulation of transcription by RNA polymerase II; DNA-templated transcription. The record is from RefSeq and is a predicted model, not a curated record.